GGCAGAUGACCGUAAUGCACAGUGUUGACAAUCGCAAGACGGCUCACUUGACUUCAAUUUUGCGAGUGGAGGCUGGCUUGACCGCAGUAACAAACGAGCCCGGCGGUCUCAAACUUCCCGAGGAAACGGCAACUCGACUUCAGGACUUUUGUGAGAAAGAAUGGCUGCAAGUGCACUUGAAGUAACGGAAAUGCUGUCAGAAUUGACAAGUACUGACUUGCAGAAGCUGGAGGCUGGUACAAGCAGCACCAGUGCUACCAGUGCUACCAGUGGUACCAGCGGGACCAGCAGGACCAGCGGCACCAGCGGCACCAGUGGCUCAUGCUGCCUUGUUGAUAAAUACAAAGAUAUUUCAACCCAUAUGGUUGAAAAUGUUGACGUGAUAAUAAGUGAUCUCAAAAUGAGGGGAGAUGCUCUAAGUGAUGAGAUCAAAGCCAUCCACAGCCCCCAUGAGAAGAUGUCGAAAGUCAUCGAUCAUCUGAAAUCUGUAGAACACAAACGGAUCUUCUCCAGCAUCCUAGAGGAGCGGAAGCAACCGACAAAACCGAGAUCUGUCCUAAAAAUGUCCAAAUCAUCAUCGGUGAAAGUCUACAAAAGAAAACACUUUGAAGUUGUCACAGAGAAGUGGUUCACUGAAACAGCAACAGUUGCUGAGGAUGAAUGGAUUCAUCGUGAACCUGAAGUGAGCCGUGAUGAUGGGGGCACCUGGUACAGCUUCUGCUGUGUACCAGGUAAAUUUGAGUGCAGUGUCUCGGGCCUGCGCUGGAUUUGUAAGGAUUUUCCUCUGAGCUUUAAGUACCGCUUUGGCAAGUGGUGGGAGCACGAUCACAAAUUGGAAGCCCUGCAGUACAUGCCUGCAGGCCCCUUAUUGGACAUCACGCUGACUGACGGGCAGUUUGAUGAGGUCUAUCUGCCACACUGGAUCUGCACGGCUGUUGAUCCUACAAUUUUCGAGAAGUUUGCAGUUUUGCAUUCAGAUAAUGAUGGAGUUAGUGUGGAAAACGUGCCCGAGGUCACACCAUCCCAUGUCAAGCUACCGCACACAGAUUUUUCUGCAAGAGGAGUGCUCACCCGGAUCAAGCGUUGGGCUGGCUUUCUUGUGUCUCUGAAGUGCAAAGUGUUCAUCUACAAGACCAAGAAAGCAUUCCUGAUGAGAAGAAAAGCUGGUCAGUGUAAAAAUGCAAGAGAGAGCAAGCAGCAAAAGUGUCUGAGAACAGGAAGCGAGAUUAAGAUUUAG
Messenger RNA from Hippocampus comes (tiger tail seahorse), 1237 nucleotides. RefSeq lists its product as uncharacterized. Lineage: Eukaryota; Metazoa; Chordata; Actinopteri; Syngnathiformes; Syngnathidae. The transcript has 7 exons. The record is from RefSeq and is a predicted model, not a curated record. Bases 161 to 1237 code for a protein of 358 amino acids.